GCGCCCCCGGGGGCGAUGGGCGCGCAUGCGCGGGGGCCAGCGCGGCGGAGCGGUGGCGGCGGCGGCGGCCGGAGAAUGUCGGGCGCGCGGGGCGGUGGGCGCGUGGCCCCUCCCCUCGGCGGGCGCGCGGCAGCGGCCGGGGGGGGGGGAGGAGGAGGAGGCGAGGAGGCGGCGCCUGUGUCGGCGCUGGAGGUUGUGUCCUUCCUGGGGAAGCUGCUGUGCGCAGUCGCGGCGCUGAAGGCGGCUCUGUACCUGCUCCGCAGAGUGUGUCUAGCGAUGGCCUGGAAGUCGGGAGGCGCCAGCCACUCCGAGCUCAUCCACAACCUCCGCAAAAAUGGAAUAAUCAAAUCAGACAAGGUAUUUGAAGUAAUGCUGGCUACAGACCGUUGCCACUAUGCAAAAUACAACCCUUAUAUGGAUUCUCCACAGUCUAUAGGUUUCCAAGCAACAAUCAGUGCUCCACAUAUGCAUGCGUAUGCUCUUGAGCUUCUGUCUGAUCAGUUACAUGAAGGAGCCAAAGCACUUGAUGUAGGAUCUGGAAGUGGAAUCCUUACGGCAUGCUUUUCGCGAAUGGUUGGUCCCAAAGGACAAGUUGUAGGAAUUGAUCAUAUCAAAGAACUAGUAGAUGACUCAAUAAAUAAUGUCAAAAAAGAUGAUCCCACAUUGCUGUCUUCAGGAAGAGUGAAACUGAUUGUGGGAGAUGGAAGAAUGGGAUAUGCAGAAGAAGCUCCCUAUGAUGCGAUUCAUGUAGGAGCUGCAGCACCAGUUGUGCCCCAAGCACUUAUAGAUCAGUUAAAACCUGGCGGAAGAUUGAUAUUACCAGUUGGUCCUGCAGGGGGAAACCAGAUGCUCGAACAGUAUGACAAACUAGAAGAUGGCAGUGUCAAAAUGAAGCCUCUGAUGGGAGUGAUAUAUGUGCCUUUAACAGAUAAAGAGAAGCAGUGGUCCAGGGAUGAAUUGUAAAAGCUACAUCAUCUUGACCCAAACAUAGUGUUACAGUGGACUGCUCAUCUCCAGUUCUAAAAGCUUUUUGAAAACCAACAGCAUUGCAGCUUGUUUUGGACUUCGUUAUACUGUUGUUAUCAGCAUGGAAAAGCGUGGUGUUUGUUUUAUUUUUUUAGAUGCUCAAGGCAAAUCUGAUAAAGAAAUGGUGGAAAGUUUUAUGUGGGCACUGUUUUAUUUAACAUGCCUUUAUUUUACUUUCAUCUGUUCAAAGUGAAUUUCUGCAAGACUGCAGAUAAAGACCUAUAGCUUGUGAACUCUAAUUUUGAUGGGGGUACUUGAACACUCACUUCUCUCGGCUCCUGUGUCCCUUGGUAAAACUGCUUCUGUGCACCUUAUGACACUACAUAGGUAAUACCAGGUUUUCUGUGUUCCGAUGUCUGCUAGAUGCUACUAAAAGGAGAUGAACUUCCUUUUAAGCUUUUGACAUGGUGUCAUAGACUAGCAUGUAGUAGAUACAAUCAGCUGCUUUAUUACCUUAAAACCAGGCAUUUGUAUAUAUUAAACUUCAAGACAUCAGAGGUGGGUGGUCGCUCUUAUCAAUCAUGGCUGUUCAAGUUGGACAUAACAGACAUGGUUUUCCCUUUCCUUGUAAAAUUAAUUAAUGGAGCCUUGAAAUUCUCUUUUGGUUUAUAGCUCACUGCUGAUGUGAUACACAUGGAUUUAACUCCGUAAAUAUGAUGUAAGCUGUCCCAAUCACUGAACAGUUGAUGCAAUGCUGCUUUGCCAAAUAAAGUUAAAAGCAAAAGGGGGCUUGUGUGCUUGUGUGGAAGGUUAGGAUCAGUAUGUAGUAGACUACUGAGACAUGGAUUGCUAGAUUCUUUAUUAAAAAAAAAAAAAUCCAGUUUGAUUCUAAAAGAAAGUUGCUUUUGGCAAAGCCAUGUGCUGUAUUAACAUUCUCAUUUUUCUAACUGUGGGCACCCAGGAAAAAUUCUGGCUUUUUAGAAAGUGAAUUCUUAAUUGCUCUACAAGGUAAAAAUGAUACAUGCAGAAAGAGUAAUGAAUCCUGGACUCCUAAGUACAGAGAGAGAUGCAAUUGUUCAGUUUUCAUAUAGAAGAGCAGUUGGGAGGCUGUAAACAUUUUUUUUUUUUUCCUGUCCCAAGUUUUCUGGUUUGGUACUGUAAAAUGUCAACAGCAAAUUGCGAAGCAGUACAGUAAGGUGGGCUGCUUUGGGAAAGGGGGGAAGUGUGUCUUGAGUCAUCUUGCUCAGAUUGGAGCAACCAGGUAUUAAAGUAAACAGCAUGUUAUCAUUAUUUUCUUUUUUUUUUAUGGUAAAAAAGAUUAUAGAAUAAAAUAGCUUGCAUAAAAACAACCCAUAGUGAUCACUGCAAAAAUAUAUUUGACUUUUAUGGUAGAACAGCAAUAAUUUUGUGAUAGGAUUAAUCCCUGAAAGCAAAAACAUUAAAAUUCAAAGGCUUCUGAAUAUGGAAGGAGAACAUUUUAAAUAACCUGCCUUUUGAAGGUCAGCCCCAUCCUAUUCCUGUGUAAAAGAUAUGUAUCACUUGAUUUAUUUAGAUGUUAAUGUACCACCUCCUGAUCUGACUGCAGCCUGGGAGCACAUACACAAGAUUAAUCUUAUAAAGGAAUUAAUAUAGCGUGUAUUCUAGAAAAUACAAUUCAGAAAAACCCACUUGCGCCUGACAAAUUUGUACUAACCCACAAUCAACUGUGAAUCUAGUUCUUGGUGUUGAAGUGAAAUAUCUUAAAUGAUGCAUGCUAAUGUUCAACCUUUUGGUCACUGUAUCGUUCAAUUUGAGUUCAGCUUUAUUUACAUCUUCUCACUAAUUUAAUUAGCUAAAUGAAAGAUAGGAGCUCAACUGUAUCCAAAUUCUUGUCUCUGGACACAGUGUAGUAAGCUAGCCUAACUUAGAAGAGGUGAUAAAGCUGAGACUCAGUGACAACUUUUUUGGGAGAACCACUUCAGGAGGUGUAAGACUUCAGGGACCAAGGCUGUUGGGAUUAGUGCACCCAUUCCACUGAAGGGGUUGGUGAUAGUCAAGGUACUCAGAAAGGAGUAUCCCGGAGUAGCAUUUAGGAAUUGGAAGAUGAAAACCCCUCCAUGAUGGAGCAAUGGUUCUGAAGUAAAAACUUCUUGGAGAUGAGGACAAGUUGAAAUGCAGAAGAUUUGAAGAGCUUCAAUAAAUGCUGUGUGAACUGUCUGAAUUGCUACUUUGCCAAAUAAAACAAAUUGAGAGGAAGCUGUA
Molecule: messenger RNA, 3207 nt
Organism: Harpia harpyja (harpy eagle)
Lineage: Eukaryota; Metazoa; Chordata; Aves; Accipitriformes; Accipitridae
Gene: PCMT1
Product: protein-L-isoaspartate (D-aspartate) O-methyltransferase
Biological process (GO): protein modification process
Cellular component (GO): cytoplasm
Molecular function (GO): protein-L-isoaspartate (D-aspartate) O-methyltransferase activity
Source: RefSeq, a predicted model, not a curated record